AUGAUUCUCCCAACACAGAAGCUUAGCAAUGGAUUGCAUAUUCCAACAAUCGGCCUUGGAACAUGGGGGCUUGUAGAUCCAUGCGUCCUUGAGUGUUCAAUACGAAAUGCAAUUGAGCUGGGAUACAGGCACAUCGACACUGCACAUAUAUAUGGAAACCAGAAGAAAAUAGGGCAGAUCUUGAACAAUCUGUUCUCAGAAGGCGUGGUUGAAAGGAAAGACCUGUUUAUAACAUCCAAACUUUGGAAUGAUUCGCAUGAUGAUCCAAUGGCUGCUAUCAAGCAAACCCUGGAAGACCUACAGCUCGAAUAUGUUGAUCUCUACCUGAUUCACUGGCCAGUCAGAUUCGAGCCUGUUGCAGAUGGAGAGGUAAUACUUGGCCAGGAUAGGUUUCGGCUGGGUGUAUUUGAUCCUGUGCUGCUGUGGAGGAAGAUGGAAGAUCUUGUUGAUGCAGGCUGUACAAGGUCAAUAGGAAUCUCAAACUUUGGUAUUGAAAACACCAAGAAGGUUCUUGAAGUAUGCAGGAUAAAACCUGCAGUUUCACAGUUUGAGCUGCACCCGUACCUGAAGCAAACAGGUCUUGUUGAAUUUCUACACGAGCACGGCAUUCAGAUAGUCAGCUACUCAUCUCUUGGCUCUACUGCCGAUUGCAGCCUGAAAAUACGGGACGACAAGACAAUCGGAAUGAUUGCUGAGAAGUACGGGUGCUCGCCAUCGCAAAUAAUAUUGAGCUAUCUUGCAAUGCAGGGCAUUUGUGUGAUUCCUAAAAGCACUUCUAGAAAGCAUCUAGAAGAAAACAUGGAUCUAAGGGCUCUCAACCAAGAAGACAUGCAUAUAAUUGAUGGCAUUGAUAUCAUCCACAGAUACGUUGAUCCUACAUCUUUUGGAGAAUCAAGAUUUGAUUAA
This is a messenger RNA of Ordospora pajunii, 906 nucleotides long. Its product is annotated as aldo-ketoreductase. The coding region runs from base 1 to 906 and encodes 301 amino acids. Gene Ontology annotation, cellular component: cytosol. The transcript has a single exon. Gene Ontology annotation, molecular function: aldose reductase (NADPH) activity. The record is from RefSeq and is a predicted model, not a curated record. Lineage: Eukaryota; Fungi; Microsporidia; Ordosporidae.